AUGGCAGCCGUCUCUCGGCCAUGUCCUGGUAGUCUACUCGCUGCCCCGGCGUCUUUGCCUGGUAGCGACCUCAGCAUCGAUCCUAGUCUUCUUCUCUUUGAGGACGUUUCUCCCUUUUUGGAAUUUCUCCCAUCCGAGUACAACGGGUUUGAUGAUGUGACGUGGGAUUUUGGGAACAUCAACAAUAGCACCACCACCACCACCAACAACAACAACAACGAGAAUAUCGUUCAGAACUUUAGUGGUGAUGGGUUAUUCGACAAUAUUAUGAUCCCGGACUUGAACGUUUUGGAUACGCAGUCGUCGCUCGAUGUGGCUGGAGAUGGCUUCCUCACUCAGGAGCAGCCUCUCGUCAAUGUCAAGUCUACCACACCCAUUGAGCAACGGUCUUCAACUUCAACAUCCAGCACUCCUCAUCCCCCACUACCAACAAUCACAAACAAAUCCCCAACAUCGACAUCCUCCAUCCCAGGAACAUCCACCUUUUCUCUGCACCCCUCCCCCUCAUCAUCAUCGUCGUCAUCCCGCAAACGUAAAUCCUCUCCCGAAGAAGAGGAUUCAGCCGUCACCCUCAAGCGCCAGCGCAACACUCUUGCCGCGCGCAAGUACCGCCAGAAGCGCCUCGACCGUAUCUCCGAGCUUGAGGAGGCAUUGGCUGCCAUGACGAAUGAACGCGAUGAUAUGAGACUUCAACUUGCGAGGAGGGAGGCUGAGGUUGAUGCUCUCCGGGAAAUGCUUGGGAAGAAAUAA
Fusarium poae is the source of this 750-nucleotide messenger RNA. RefSeq lists its product as uncharacterized. Bases 1 to 750 code for a protein of 249 amino acids. The transcript is spliced from 2 exons. The record is from RefSeq and is a predicted model, not a curated record. Gene Ontology annotation, biological process: DNA-templated transcription; regulation of transcription by RNA polymerase II. Lineage: Eukaryota; Fungi; Ascomycota; Sordariomycetes; Hypocreales; Nectriaceae. Gene Ontology annotation, molecular function: RNA polymerase II cis-regulatory region sequence-specific DNA binding; DNA-binding transcription factor activity, RNA polymerase II-specific.